Salpingoeca rosetta is the source of this 432-nucleotide messenger RNA. RefSeq lists its product as uncharacterized. The record is from RefSeq and is a predicted model, not a curated record. NCBI's taxonomy places the organism in Eukaryota, Choanoflagellata, Craspedida, Salpingoecidae. Gene Ontology annotation, molecular function: nuclease activity. Bases 1 to 432 code for a protein of 143 amino acids. The transcript has 5 exons.
AUGACGCAAAGACAUCUGGCGCACACGAUGUUUACAAAGCCGGGCGUGGAGAAACAGGACUUGCCUGUCAACAUUGAGCUCUACGGUCUUCUACUCAAGUACAUGAACGCAGCUCGAACAGAUGCGUCGCUUCAGAGACAUUUUCAGGAGCACGUGCAAGCAGGCAAAAAGAUCGAUCCUGAGCUAUUGCUAGAGAUUGUGUCUCUGGCGGCAACGCACAUCAAACCUGAAGCAGACGCGCAACUUGCGUAUCUGCUUACGCAAGGCGAGAUCAAGUAUGCGCUGCUCCCGAGUGGAGACAGUGACCUAGCUGUCUACGGUCAGCCCGAAGUCGUAUUCAACUAUGAACUCCUGGGUGACACGCGAUCCCGAGCACUCGGCACGGUGCCGUCAUCAACCAAGAUGACGACACGACACAUGCCUGCAUGUUGA